Messenger RNA from Drosophila ficusphila, 3475 nucleotides. RefSeq lists its product as uncharacterized. The coding region runs from base 1314 to 2864 and encodes 516 amino acids. NCBI's taxonomy places the organism in Eukaryota, Metazoa, Arthropoda, Insecta, Diptera, Drosophilidae. The transcript has 2 exons. The record is from RefSeq and is a predicted model, not a curated record.
UUUCCACAGGUGCUCACAUCUGGUUCUGAAUUUCAAAUAGUUUUACAAACCAGAAACCGGCUAAGAUAUUUCAAGGAUUUCCACAUUACUUUAAAAGCAAUAACUUUACAUGAAAAACACCAAAGUUUUAUUUUGAGUUGCAAUCAAAAAUGUUUUUAAGAUAUGCGACUUAAAUUAAGUUUCCAUUUAAUACGUUUUAAAGUAAAUAUUUUAUUGAUUUUAACACAAUCCCACAUCCACAUGUAAGAUUUAUUAAAAUUGGUUAUUUUUAUUGAUAUGCUAAAAAAAAAUCUAUUAGAUAACAUUUUUUCUGUGUGCUCACAACAGGUUUUUUUGACACCUUAGCAGCGGAAAUAAAAAAGAACAUCGUCGAAAUUGCAAAAAAAAAAUAAACAAAAACAAAAUGCCAAUAAUACGCGACCUAUGCCAUUUUUUGAGGCCACAGUUGUGUUUCUUUGUCAUGGGAAAUACCCGGGAAAACCUGACAAAGAAAAUUUAAGACCGGCAAAUAAAUAAAGAGAAAAGAAAAGAAGAAAGAAAGAAAAGAAUGAAAAUUCCACAAAGUACAUAAAUGCACCAAUUUCAAGUUGAAAACCUAUAAACUGUUUUUAAGUCAAUGCUCUAGAUAGUAAAUUUGAUAACGAAUCUAGAGCACAUAUCAUUUUGCUACCAACUUUGCUAAAAACCUAGACCCAAAUCCACUUUGCUUUAUUUAUAGUUCAGCAAGUGAGAAAGGUCUCCCAAAUCAAAGCAAAAUCACUCUACUAAAUUCGUUUAUUAAACUCUUAUCGCUGACAUUAAAUAUUAGACAGCUUUAAUUAAUUUAUAAAGAUUAGUUGCCAAGUGUUUAAAUUUUGUACAAUAAAGCUUUAAAGGUUAAAAAAUAACUAUGUACUUAACAAAAAAAUGACUACCACUUUUGUAUUAAUCGUUGGUUUAUCUUGAGUAUUUCAACUCAAGAUUCGUUUAUCAUUCUUAAUAGAGUUUUAUUUUCCACAUUCUCCUACAGUCUGUGCUCAAAGCAGCAAAAUGUUUUGUUGAUAAGCAGGGAAAUUGGUUUAUGAUAUUGUUCUUAGCUCAACGCACAUAUCAGUCGAGUUCGAAAAGCACUCGACAAAAACGUGACAAAUAAAAAAUUACUCGUGUGGGCCAUAAAUACUAUACAUGUUUUUCAUAUAUGAAAUGAUUGCUAUAUAUACUUUCGAUCACAACUCGCUCGCUGACGUCGAUAAGACCUGACUAAUAUCAACCUUAUUUCCAUGGAGAAAUAGUAGGUCUUAUCAGGCUGAACAUCAAAAGGAGAAACCCGCAAAAUGCACGGAGUGAAGCGGGUGCUGAUCUUCUGCCUGAUGAUUGUUAUACUGCCGGCGAUCCUCAUCAUAAUGCCUCUGCAUCUGCGAAAAACGGUCUUUGCGGAUGUCAUCUAUCCGAUGGCGGAGUCCGAUAUCAUCGAGAUCCGAGCGGGAAUCUCGUCGAUCUUCUGCUCGAAGCACACCCUGCGAAUGAGCUCCAACUUCAAUGCCUUUCAGCUGAGGAACAAGCCCGAGAUCGCCACAAACAGGAAGCACAUCAGGCUGAAGAAGUCGAUGACCCUGCCGGACGACACUCUGGAGUACUGGGGCUUCUUCCUGCUCAAGGGAGCCAAGGUGCGGGUGAAGUUCUGCUCCCGGUACGAUGGCUCCCGCAUCCUGAUCAUCCACGGUCACCGGGAGCUGAAUCUCUGCGGGCUAACCGAUCACAACAAGAACAAAAUGGGUGCGAAUUACGCCAAAGGACACGAACAGGUGCAGGUGUUUUUCGAGGAUAACGUGGAGAUCACCGAGGAGAAGGGCAACCAGGAUAUCCUGAUGGAGCACGAGAACCAUGGAGGUGAAGAUCUGAGCGAGGAUCCUGCACAACCUCCAUUGAAUGUAACUCCCAAGCCAAGUAGUUCGCCGCAACCCAAGUUGCUCAGGAAGAAGCUGAAAAAGGGAACACUUCACCACAGUGAUCACGACUUGAAUGCAGUGACCGAUCUGCAGGGAUCCCAUCACACAGAGCACAUCCUGAACCAUCACAACCACAGCUCGAAUGCAGCAACCCAUCACCACAAUCAUUCCAACCAUUCGAACAGAACAAACGAGGAGUCGAGUAGUCAGAACCCCAAGGAAAUUCCAAAUGAAGAGCACCCAGAACACAAUUCAAGUGAAAUCCAUGAUAAUGCUUCGAAUAAUGCUCCCCAUCGCCAGCGUUUGAAGAGACACAAUGGAGGAGGAACCCGGAGAAACCAGAAGAGACAGGACCUCUACGAGAAGCUCUACAGAAGAACGAAGCGGGAGAAUGUCUACGACAGAAAGUACAUCCACGGAGGCAACGCCAUCAACUUCACGGAAACCGAUGAAUCGAAUUCGGUUUCCAGCUUCGAAACAGGAUUGUUUCAGUGCUUCAAUGGAAUGAUUCUGCUGCAGGAGUUCUUCAAACCCAAAAACGAGUGCUCCAAUCCCCACAUAAUGGAUACAUCUCCCAACAAGAGUUCCAUGGUGGUGCACAAUGUGAUCGAGGAUGGAUACUACUACUAUAUCUUCUACAGCGACAACGAUCACGUGCAGAACGAAAUCCAUGCGAUUUUCGAUAUCUAUAAGCCGACUUAUCAGUACUCGAAUAUGAGUGAAUCGCAGAGUUGUUUGAACACCACAAAUUGCACGUUUAACAUUAGUUUUCUGUCCGAUGAAAUAGUUGUGGUGGAGGUGCCCACUCGAGAUGGAAUCGAACACGAGGAGGACGAUAUAACCAAUCUGAUCUCCACUUGCCAUCCGCGAAGUGAGAUUUAUGCGAUAUUUCCGAUAACCGUGCUCGUUCUGAUCCUCUGCUGCUCCUUCCUGUAGUCCUCUUGAAAAUCCACUGCUUUUCCGGCGGACUCUUGUGAUAUUUAUAGUGAGGUUAACUACCGGGUGAUAUAUGAUAUACAUUCAUAACUGGUGAGAUGGUGAAGGCAGGUCCCAAAAAAAGAGAGCUUUUCAAUAUCCAAUAUCGAUUAUACACACGGAAUGAACAGUCUGAACAAUUCGUUAUCAAUAUUCGUAGUUCGUAACAUAUAGUAAAUGUAGCCUAAGACGCAAGCAUUUCAAAGUCUACAAAUACUGGAUUAUUUUAGCAACAUAAAGCGUAUAUCAAUUGUAUAUUCUGUACAAAUAAUUUUAGAUAAAUGUAACUUUAGGAGAGAUCUUUAGUACUUAACUUUAAUAUCAAUAAUUCUCAUUUUGUGUUGACUUUAAAUUGUUUAAAUUUAGUAAGGAUACAAAAACAUUUCACUGACAAAUUUGCAAUAAGUAAAAUCACUUUUCUUUAAAUUGGUAUUGUUUAUUUUAGUUUUAAGUUUCGUUUUCAAAUUUGCAAUAGCUAAAUUGCUAUUCCCUUUGAAUUGGUAUUGCUAAUUUUUUGUUUUAACUACUAUUUUCUGUUUUUAUUGAAAUAAACAGGAAACUAAAGAAUGUAA